This is a messenger RNA of Pleurotus ostreatus (oyster mushroom), 1119 nucleotides long. RefSeq lists its product as uncharacterized. NCBI's taxonomy places the organism in Eukaryota, Fungi, Basidiomycota, Agaricomycetes, Agaricales, Pleurotaceae. The record is from RefSeq and is a predicted model, not a curated record. The transcript has 10 exons. Bases 1 to 1119 code for a protein of 372 amino acids.
AUGCCAACGAUGGCAAUCUUAGCCUCGUCCUGUCGUGUCUUUCUGCUGCUCGCGGCGUUGACAGUCGGCCUUGUCUCCGGCCUGACCAUACAAAACGACGAUCCUCGCAUCCACUAUCACGGAAGAUGGGAUGAUUCGCCUGGGACUUGGUGGGCCGGCUCGGGACUCAAAUUACACGUCCAAAAUGCGAAAACCAUGAAGAUACGACUUGGAUCCCUAACGACAUCCCCAUUUGCGGCUUUGGGUGUUUCUGUGAAUUACGAGCCAUUCUUCACUGUCAAUGCUUCGGUAGGCUGGAAUGAUAUUCCGCUCCCCGCCGCCCCGAGGUUCAAGCGCAGUGAUAAAUCUGUCAUUCGUCUCAACGUGGAAGGGUGGCAGAAUAAUCGGAUCAAUUUGGAAACCAUCGUCUUGAACAGGGGGGCCCAGCUACUCCCAUAUAAGCCGUCUAAACUGAGCUUUCAAUUCAUCGGUGAUUCGCUCUCAGCGGGCCAAUAUCUUCCUUUGGGUGUUGACCAAGCGUGGCCCUUCCUAGUCGGCGAAAAUUUCAAGGCUGAACACACCAUCAAUGCCCAACCUGGUGCCACUCUCACAGAUAUUCCGUCAUAUGGGAACGUCCACGGCGUCUCGUUCCAGUUCUUCAAGACAGAGGACACAGGCUACGUCUGGACGUCCGAUCACAACUACACGACACCAUGGGACUUCAGACGCGAUAGGCCCUCGCCCACCCACGUUGUCAUUCAUAUCGGUGCGAACGACGUAUCUCAGGGAGUCACUCCAGACCAGUUCGUCCAGGAGUACCUGGAUUUCUUGAAGAGGCUUCGAACUAUUUAUCGCACUCAAUCUAUCUUCGUUUUCACACCGUGGGGAUGGCCCAGCGCCGACGGCAACGUUUGGUACUACUAUGACGGCAAAUACGAAGAAAUAGUGCGGAAGCAGACUGCCUUGGGUGACAGCCGCAUUUUCCUUGUGAACACCACUGGUUGGGUGACUUUUGAUGACGUCUUCGCAGAUAAUCAGCAUCCAAACGUACCUGGACACGUCAAGAUAGCGAACUUGUUCAGCGAAUGGUUGAAAGAUUGGGGACUACGACCAGAACGUCAAUGGGCUACCCUGGCAUGA